Messenger RNA from Camellia sinensis, 1133 nucleotides. Its product is annotated as succinate dehydrogenase [ubiquinone] iron-sulfur subunit 2, mitochondrial. Gene Ontology annotation, molecular function: 2 iron, 2 sulfur cluster binding; electron transfer activity; oxidoreductase activity. The record is from RefSeq and is a predicted model, not a curated record. Lineage: Eukaryota; Viridiplantae; Streptophyta; Magnoliopsida; Ericales; Theaceae. Gene Ontology annotation, biological process: respiratory electron transport chain; tricarboxylic acid cycle; aerobic respiration. Gene Ontology annotation, cellular component: mitochondrion.
CCACGCCACGUCAUCACCACCUCCCAUUUCUCAGAUCAAACGCCCCCAAUCUCUCUCUCUCUCUCUCUCUCUCUCUAACAAUGGCGACUGGUUUGGUCCGUCGAGCAAUAUCUAGGGUUCAGUCCUCCCCGGCGGCGAAGCUGGUAUGCAUCCGAGCCCACGCAUCGGAGGUCGAAGCUCAACAAGUCGAACCAAAAGCCCGACCUCUCUCCGACUCCAAAACCUUCCAAAUCUACCGAUGGAACCCCGAAAACCCUAGCAAACCCGAGCUCCAAGACUUCCAGAUCAACCUCAAGGAAUGCGGUCCCAUGGUCCUCGACGCCCUCAUCAAGAUCAAGAACGAGAUCGACCCAACCCUAACCUUCCGACGAUCAUGCCGCGAGGGAAUUUGUGGUUCUUGCGCGAUGAACAUCGACGGCUGUAAUGGACUAGCGUGCUUGACGAAGAUUCCAGAGGGGAAAUCGUCGACGAUCACUCCGCUGCCGCAUAUGUUUGUGGUGAAGGAUUUGGUGGUGGAUAUGACGAAUUUUUAUAAUCAGUAUAAGAGUAUUGAGCCCUGGUUGAAGAGGAAGAAUCCUCCGCCGGUGACCGGGAAGGAGGUUCCCCAGAGCAAGAAGGAUAGGGAGAAGCUUGAUGGGAUGUAUGAGUGUAUAUUGUGUGCUUGCUGUAGCACAUCCUGCCCUAGCUAUUGGUGGAACCCUGAGUCUUAUUUGGGUCCUGCUGCCCUCCUCCAUGCUAAUCGGUGGAUAAUGGAUAGCCGUGAUGAAUAUACCAAGGAACGCCUCGAUGCAAUAUGUGAUGAGUUCAAGCUAUACCGCUGCCAUACGAUAUUGAAUUGUGCACGUGCCUGCCCAAAAGGACUCAACCCUGGAAAGCAAAUUACGAACAUCAAACAGCUUCAGCUUUCAAAUGGUAUCUAAGAAGUGUGAUGGUGUGCAAUAAUUUCUCAUUCAGGAAUAUUAUUGUGAAGGACUAGUAUUUGUUCAAGUUAUAAUGUGUAGCAAUUUGCGUGAAUCGUUUCGUGUACCUUUCGGAAUCAAAGGUCUUUGUUUUGAAUAAAUUUUCAUAGAACGUAAGAGUUCUUUUGACUUAACUUGGGUUUGUGUUUUAAUAGCAGUACUUGUUUUACAAUA